UCAUCACUUACCGUUCAACAUCUGUACCGAUCGGAGCGAUUUAGAUCGAGUAGCGCGAUCCAUUUUUCUGUGGAUGAGAUUAUUUUUACGUGUAUUGAUCGUCCGUGGCCCAUAAAUUCGCAUAAAAUUCAAUUGCGCAUCGUCGCGUCUCGUCGUGUCAUUGCGUGUUGACGACUUCCGACUGGCAGUCGCGAGUCGAGUUGUCUUGGAAGCAUGAAGGAGUUCCUGAUCGCGUUCAGCGCGAUUCUAGCUGUAUCCACAGCUGCAGUUGUCAUUACUGAACCAAGAAAUGAUGAUCCCCAGCUUUUGGGUGCAGACGAAUGUUCAUGGGGUCCAAGUUAUUGGUGUGAGAAUCUAAAGACAGCUAAAGGAUGCAGUGCUGUUAAACAUUGCAUUCAUCGAUAUUGGGAACAAAUGGAAGUUCCAGAUGAUAAAGACAAUGUAUGUGGAAUUUGCAAAGAUAUGGUGCAACAGGCACGGGAUCAAUUGGAGAGUAAUCAGACUCAACAGGAUUUGAAAGAUGUUUUUGAAGGCAGUUGCAAAUUAAUUCAUAUUAAACCAAUUGUCGAGGAAUGCAUCAACAUUGUGGAUGAAUUUAUCCCUGAACUUGUGGAAACAUUAGCAUCCCAAAUGAAUCCAUCUGUGGUUUGCUCUGUUGCAGGACUUUGCAAUAAUGUUCACAUUGACGAAUUGCUUUCACAGCAUCAAAUAUCAACAAAGAAGGACAACAAGGAAACAAAGUCAGUUUUAUUGUACAAUGACGAACUCGAGCCUGAUGAAUGCACUAAAUGCUACACAAUAGCAAAUUAUAUGGAAAAUAAAUUACAUCAUACAUCGCGUGAUGCGAUGCUUCUGCAAUUUUUGAAUAUUUGCGGCAAAUUUGAUUCUUUUUCGGAUUCUUGUUCAGGCAUUAUCAUAAAUCAUUUUAAUGCCAUUUACGAUCAUCUACAAAAUAAUUUCAAUGCGGAAAACAUAUGUCACUUAUCAGGACAAUGCAGUAACAAUUUCCAUAAACACGAAGACACUAUUGAUGCAGUUCCAAAAGUAGAGAUAACACCACUGUCAAGUGUUGGCAUAGUAGAAGUCGGAGAUGAUCUUCCAUGCAAGCUAUGUGAGCAACUUGUGGGUCAUUUGAAAGAUCUUUUAGUUGCAAACACUACGGAGAUAGAAUUUAAACAAGUUCUUUUGGGCCUUUGUAAGCAAACUAAAUCUUUUGCUGAUGAGUGCAAAGCCAUUGUUGAUCAAUAUUAUCAGCAGAUUUAUGAAUAUCUCACAAAAGGACUGAACAGCAAUGUUGUCUGUCAAUUAUCUGGUAUUUGUCCUGGUCCUGGCAAAACAAUACAAGGACCAAUUUGGCCUUUAGUCCCAGAAAAACUAGUGAAAGUAGGGAUGAACAUAAUGAAUAAUAAACAAGAUCAGAAAGAAAUUGAAGUGGCUAUUGGCAAGGAUCAUCAAAAAUCAGAAGCUAAAGAAAUGCAAUUGCCAAUUGAAAGAUUAAUUCCUUUUUCUUUGCUGCAAGCCGAAAGUGUUAAUGGAAAGGAAGCAUGUGCACUGUGUGAAUAUUUGUUACAUUAUAUACAAGAUACUGUUACAGAUCCUGCAAAUGAGGAGAAAGUGAAGCAAGUCCUUGGGACAAUAUGUAAACAAUUACCUUCUAUUGAAGGUAAAUGCCAAGAAUUUGUAGAUAUUUAUGGAGAUGCAAUUGUGGCCAUACUUGCCCAGGAAAUUGAUCCAUCACAGGUGUGUCCUAUGAUACAUAUUUGUCCAUCGGAGGCAUUCCUUGAUAAACUGGAACAAAUUCCUAAAAGUUUCAUCAUUCAAGAGGUACAAGAUAAACCAGGUUGUCCACUCUGUCUGCUUGCAGUGACGCAAAUUUAUAAUGUUGUCAAAGACAACAAAACUGAGGCUAACAUUGAAGCUGAAUUAGAUAAAUUAUGUAAUCACUUGCCACGUAGCUUGACCGACCAAUGCACAGAUUUUGUUAAGGCAUACAGCAAAGAGCUUGUAGAAAUGUUGCUCGCAGAUUUGACACCCUCAGAAGUAUGUGUUUACCUUAAAUUGUGUGACCAGACCAAAGAUGUUGGUCCAAAACAUAAUUAUAAUAUUCAAAAGGACAGGGAAAUACUAACCAACGAGAUACCCAAUUAUCCAUUACCUACAGUUCAGUCAGAGAAUACUUUAGACGACGGAGUGUGCACAAUUUGUGAAUUUGCAAUGCAAUAUAUUGAUAAAGUGAUUCGUAAAAAUAAGACGCGAGAUGAAAUUGAAAAAGCAGUACAUAGUGUAUGUAAUCAUUUACCGAAAACAGUUGCCAAGGACUGUAAUCAGUUUGUGGAUGAAUAUGCUGAUGCUCUAAUAAGUAUUCUAGCAGAGGAUGUUAGUCCCAAAGAGGCAUGCACCUUACUCGGCCUUUGCCAAAUCAGCAUGAUGCAAAUUCAAGAAUCUGUAGCAGAAUGUGCCUUAUGUCGAGCAAUUAUAUCACAAAUUGACAAGUUGUUGGGUAAUCCAAAGGUUGAUGCUGAAAUUGAAGAAGUUGUCGAAAAAGUGUGCAAAUAUCUACCUGCGAAUAAACGAGAUAAGUGCAAUGCGGUGAUAGAAAUUUAUGGGCCGAGUAUAAUAAACAUGCUAAGAAAGCACAUAAAUAGCGAAAAGAUGUGCAGCAAAAUGGCUUUGUGCUCUUCCAAUGAUUAUUUUGCCAUGUCAUUUAAGAAUUCACGUGUGUUGCGAUCGAUUAAUGAAAUUAAAAAAUGCACUUGGGGCAAAUCGUUUGUGUGUGGAAAUGAGGAAGUAGCUAGACUUUGCAAUGUGGAUAUGAGCAAAGUAAAACUUGAUGUUAUCAAACCAUGGAUCACAACAAAGAUUACGCAGAUUCUGGGAAUGGAAGACGAUGUUGUGGUAGAGUUUGUGUAUAAUCAGCUUGAGGAGAAGAGACCGUUGGUGGGGCUCAACCCUUUUGUCCAAAUGGCAUUCGGAUGUGCUCCUCUCUACAUCCGAUUGGCUGCCUUUCUAUCAGCCGUCAGCCCUAAUGUCAGCUGUGGUGGCAGUUGGUAUCUCAACGUCACCUUAGAACCGCCGCAAAUCUUCAACUUCAGCAGCUACGUCAUCGCUGCAACUACUACAGAGCAACGUCAUCCACAUCGCCGGAUCACCAACGAUGAUCCUUUCUAUCGACCAUCACUGCCUACUGCAAAGGACGUCGCUUCCGUUCGUCCAGCUACCUCGACCGAGGUAGUUUGUCGUCGUGAGCUACGGGAUUUCGAAAGCCUUGCAGCUUGAGGAUUGCCCAAGGAUCUUCAGUUUCCCGAUGGCGUCAUCCCUCUCCUGGUGGCAUGUCAUUUUGGGACUUUUGGAAGCUUCAUCUCGUGCCGCAGCUACGGUUUCUCCGUUGGAAUCACCGAUGUCAAAGUCCGAAAGGUGAAAUCGAGCGCCACUGCUUACUUAACACCGGAUCGCGGUUCGCAAAGGACUCCGAUAUUCUUCCGGACAUACUGUCGGUCACGUAUCGGCAUGAUUCAGGCGAAAACAGCGCCCGGUGGUAUCCCUACACAUGACGAAGAACAAGAGAAGCUUCAGGCAUCGUUGGCGGAGAAAGAAAAAGAGAAGGAGCGCGAAAAGGAAAAGGAUGAUGCGGAUAGUAAAGUGAAAAAGGACGAGAAGGAUAGCAGCUCAUCGAAGGAGCGUAGAAGGGAUCGAAGCAGGGAUCGUGAUAGAGAUAGAAAAAGGAGCAGAUCGCGGGACCGACACAGAGAUCGCGAUCGAUCGAGUCGAAAAAGAAGAUCCGUUUCAAGAUCACCAAGUAAAAAUUCACUGAAAGAUAACGGGAAAGACAUGUCUGAAGCUAAGAUCGAACGGAAAGACUCUCCGCAACCGGAAAAUGCCAUACCCUUGAUGCCAGUUAAAACUAAACCGGAAGCCGCAGAAGCAAUAUCGAGAUUGCAAGCCAAAUUGAUGAGCAUUGCCGAUGGAAAGAAGAGGAAUAAUCGCACACCUUCGCCAGAAUCGCUGGACAAAUUAGUAAGGAAAUCGCGAUCUAUAUCUAAAUCGCCGGUGAAUCGUUCAAAGAAAUCCAAAUCCAAAUCACCUAGCCGGGAUUCAAAGCGUCGGUCACGAUCGCCUGCUUCGAAGUCAAGACGGUCCCGUUCUAAAUCAAGAUCUCGAAGAUCCCGAUCUAAAUCCAGAAGAAUAAAGUCGCGCUCGCAAGAUCGCAUCAAGUCAAAGCGAAGUAAAUCUAAAUCGCCGAGAUCACGAUCGCGAUCGCGAUCCAAGAAAUCGCGAUCCAAGAGCGACGAUAGGAGCAAGUCGAGGAAAUCGAGAUCUGACUCGAGCGACUCGAAAUCAUCCAAGUCUCGCUCGAAGUCUCCGGAUAAACGAAAAGAUAAUGGGGAUUCUAACAGAAAACGUGACGGUACUACGAGCACCAGCUCAGAAUCUGAAGAAGAGAAAGAUGCGAAAGAUAAGAACGAUUUCGAGAUACGAAAGAAGAAGGACGGCGUGCAAGCUAAGAGAUCUUACCGGAAAACCAACAAGGACGACAGCGGUAGCGAUAGCGAUUCCAGUCGAGAGAGAAAGUCAGCUCCUAAGAGAAGAAGUCCUUCGCCACGUAAGGACAGAGGUCGAUCCAAGGACAGGGACAGAAAUAGAUCACGGGAUAGAUCGCGGGAUAGGUCACGAGAUAGAUCACGAGAUAGAUCACGUGAUAGAUCACGAGACAGGAACCGAAGAAGAUCAUUAGAUCGAGAUCGCGACAGGAGACGGGAGCGAGAGCGUGAAAGGGAUAGAGAAAGAGAUAGAUUGGAUCGGUACAGCGGCAGCCGCGGCAUGCGGCCACCUUCUGUACGCAGACCGCUUAAUAGGCGUAGCAGUCCUCCGCGAAGAAGUCCGACAAGAUAUCGACGUAGGUCACCGAGUCCCGAAGAUAGGCGUCGCAGGAGAUCGUCGUUGGAUCGUCGAAGGCGAUCGUCGGAGAGACGUGACAGACGUCGAUCACCCGAUCGCCGUGGCAGCCGACGUCAUUCACCGGACGGACGGGAUCGAUCGAGCAGGUACGAUAGAUCUUCCUCGCGCGACAGAUCAAGUAGGCGGGAGCGCUCCAGAGAACGACGGGAUAAGGAUCGUCGAUCUAGAUCCAAAGAUCGCAGAUCGAGAUCUAAGGAUCAGAGGUCAUCGGUGGAUCAUUCGAGAGACGGGAAGCGGUCUCCAGAUCGUCCGAAGGAGAUCAAGGAUAAGGCAAGGGACAAGAAAGUGGAUGAGAAAACUAAAAGACCGCCUGAUACAGGAUCGCGAAAAGAAUUGCGAAACGGCCGGUCUAAAUCGAGUAGCUCGGAAAGUAGCGAGAGUAGUUCCUCUAGCAAUGAGGACGAGUCACUUAGGAAAUCGAUUGAGCGUAAAACGUCUCAGGAGAAGCGGGAAAGAGAACGCGAACACGCGGAUGAUUCUAAGAAAAAAGAAAAGGAGGAACAACCUAAGCGGCCAGAAAAGGAGAUCAAAAAGAUAGAACCUGUUACCGCGAAAAAAUCGGAACCCAGUGUUUCUCCUAAGAAACUUCAAGUUAUUUCUCUUCCUAUUACCAGACACAGAUUUUCAAAGAGCUUAUCGCGUACACCCUCGCCGUUUAAGAAGACCGAAGACAUUGUUGCAGCAGCAAUUAAAAUUAAACAAACUAUUAAGGAAGAUAUCAAGGACGAAUCGCCGAAGAUUGGAGAAACAAAUUUCGCCGCUGGAGAUGCUUUCCCUCUAAAAAAAGAUGAGAAAUCUUUGAAAACAAAAUUAAUAGUAGAAGAUAGAAAAUCUGCUCAGAAACCAUUAGAAUCUUCAUCCAAGAAACCUACAGAAAUGACUAAAAAAACGAAGAGAGAAAAGCGUGAUGGUUCCACGGACAGCGAAGAUAGUGAUGGCGAAAGCAAGAGAAAAUCGAGAAAGCCAGAGAAACCGAAGAGGUCGAGGAAAGCAUCGACGGAUGAAGAUAAAUCUGAAAAAAGCAAAGCUGGAUCUAGUUCAGACUCUGAAGAUGACAAAAAGCAUUCAGAUAAAAAUAAAAAAGUUAGAGACACUAAUCGAACCGAUUCGACGGAUGAUCGCAACAAAGAUAGAAAGGAUAGUAGAAAACGCGAAAUAGCCGAUGAUUCGCGAAAGCGUUCAAGGGAUAGGAAGAUAGAGGAAGAUUUAAAAAAAUCAAAAAGAUCGCGGAGAGAUUCUUCUUCGGGUGAGGAAGAGCAGAAAUCUAAAAGAAGCAGAAACGAAGAUGAUAGAUCAAGAUCUCGAAAAUCGAAAAAAGAUUCGAGUUCGGACGAAGAACCUAAAAAAAUAAAAAAAAGAAGAGAUACUUCAUCAGAGGAGGAGAAAUCUAAAUCACGAAAAUCCAGAAAGGAUUCGACGAGUGAAGAUGAAUCUAAAUCAAAAUCAAAGAAAUCUAAACGAGAUUCUAGCUCGGAGGAUGACGAUCUCGGAGAUAAGGACACGAAAAAGAAAAGGAAAAUUGACGAUAGCUCCGACGAUGAGAAAGUGAAAAAGAAGCGUAAGAAAAAGGCAAAAACUAGCACCAGCGAAUCGGAGGAAAGUGAAGUGGAAGAGAAAAAGAAGAAGAAGGAGAAGAAGCACAAGAAACACAAGAAGCACAAGAAGCAUAGAAAACAUAAGAAGAAGAAGGUUGCGGAAUCAGAUGAAUCUGAUGUAAGUGAAGGUAAUACAGAAGAACUGGAAAAGAAACUUCGAGAGAAAGCAUUAAAGAGUAUGAAAAAGGGGCAUAGUAUUGAACGAAGUGAUUGAGUAUAACGUGUCAUAAAUAUAUCUCUGUAUCGCAAAACAUUCUAAUUUUAUUAUAAAUAUGAUAACUUCCGUUUCAUAUUAACACACAAUUGAUUAUUAUUUUCCAUAUAUAUUAUGUAUAUAUACAAUAUAUAUAUCACUUGAUCCCUUUGGAACAAAAUCAAACGGUAUUCAUGAAGAGAUUGUGAAAUAGUUUCCAUAUAAGGACAUUCGGGAAAAAUAUGAUUGAGAUUUUCUAGUUUUUACAAUCUCCAUUCAGAUUUACAAAGAUUAUCAUUGUUUUGUAAUAAUAAACACAGUGUACUUAUUCAUGCUGAUACAGAUACUCUUUUAGGUUGAUGUAACAUAAAGACGCAAUUUUUUUUUCUUUUUGUUGAGGAUCUGACGUAAAUAGUAUCAGUUAUACAUCACUUCAGUUCCUAAGCAUAUUUAAAAAAAGAGUAGGACUUGUAUACAGUGAUUGAUUUGUGUUUAUUUGUAUAAAGUUUAGUCUUUAAUGCAAUGUUUAGAGAAUACAAUAAAUUGCAUCGAAUGAUGUUAUGGCACACAACUCAUGCAAGAGCUAUUAAAAACCUACUUUGCAGAAACCUCAGAGUAUGCCCCCGAAUGAUAUAGUAAUUUCUAUUUUACAGUGACUCCUAAUUUCUUCUAGACAUCAGAAUCGCCAUACAGAAUUUACAGAAUGCAAUGUAUUUUAUUUAAUAACCUACAUAUUUUCUAGUACACUGGAAAAGAAAAUACAAAAUUACUCACAA
Formica exsecta is the source of this 7520-nucleotide messenger RNA. RefSeq lists its product as uncharacterized. Gene Ontology annotation, biological process: mRNA processing; sphingolipid metabolic process. Gene Ontology annotation, cellular component: lysosome. The record is from RefSeq and is a predicted model, not a curated record. Lineage: Eukaryota; Metazoa; Arthropoda; Insecta; Hymenoptera; Formicidae.